This is a messenger RNA of Closterium sp. Naga37s-1, 537 nucleotides long. NCBI's taxonomy places the organism in Eukaryota, Viridiplantae, Streptophyta, Zygnematophyceae, Desmidiales, Closteriaceae. The record is from the annotation of a GenBank genome assembly.
AUGUAUGCUCAACCGAGCAACGCCCGUGAUAGCAAAGCGCUGUUGACGCUGCUUGCUGUCUCCUACUCGGCAUUGUUCCGGUAUAUCUCGCGGAAUCCAUCAGGCCCUGCUAUUUUAAACAUUGGAGCCAUGUUGGCAGUCAAGAAGGAGGGGCUGAAGCUCAGCACGCUCAAGGCGGAGGACCAGGAGGCCCCUGCCAUUUCCGAGAGCUUUGAAGCAGACUCAGAGGCAACAGCGCCGUACGCUGCCAUCCCUGCAUCCACGCUCGUGCCCUUCCCACUGCUGCUGAGCGCAGAGGCCUACACCCCCUGGACCAUCCCCUUCCGCAGUGCCAAGGACCCUCCUGGCGCCGUCGAACACGACUUGCCACAGAAGCAGCAGCAUCAAGCCCUUCGAGUGCAUUCUUUUGCUGCUGCUGCUGCUGCUGCCACUGCUCGCCUCCUCUCACCCUCCUUUUCUUCACAGUGGAAGCGGGCAGCUGGUGACGAGUCUGUGGAGAACGCUGCUGAGAAGGCAAAGGUCUUUGAAGAGAAGUGA